UAUUAACAAGGCCUCACAAAACGAAUAAUUUUGGCAAUUUUCUAAGACACCCUGUUGUUUCCCCGCCUCGAAUAAAUUUGCUGCAAAUAUUCCAUUGCUGCUCGAGACUAGUUGUUUACAAUUAUGGCCGACCAAAGAACCUUAAUAAUUGACAACGGAUCCUACAAGUGUCGUGUUGGUUUUUGUAAUUCCGAUGGCCCCUUGUUUGAAUUUCGCAAUUUAAUAGCCAAGCCGCGGAAGGACAAGAAAAAGGAAUGCCUAACAAUUGCGGAAAAUGCUUUUCAAAUUGGCGAUGAAAUUGAUGUGGACGCAAUGCGCCUUCUUCUGAAAACCCAGUUUGAGAGAAAUGUUGUAACCCAUCCCGUAUAUCAAGAACAUAUAUUUGAUUACAUCUUGGGUAGAUUAGCACCAGAAGGAGACUGGCAACCACAACCUGUUUUGAUAACUGAGCCGUUGGCAAAUCCCAAUUAUUGUAGGCAAAAUAUGAAUGAAUUACUCUUUGAAUGCUAUGGAGUACCUUCUGUUUGCUAUGGUAUCGAUUCUGUUCUUAGUUGGCAACAUAAUAGACAAACGAAUGAGGAAAAUGGGCUUAUAGUAAAUUUUGGUUAUCACACAACACACGUAGUUCCUAUUUUAAAAGGCCAAUUAAAACGUGAUAAAGUGCGCCGCUUAAACUUGGGCGGAUUUCAAAUGAUAUCUUACUUGUAUCGUCUAUUGCAAAUGAAAUACCCUGCCCAUUUAAAUGCUAUCUCGUGGACACGCAUGGAGGAUAUAUUUCAUAAUCACAGUUUCGUUGCUCUCGAUUACUUGGCUGAAUUGAGGAAAUGGGAUAAUUUGGACUAUUAUAAUAACAAUGUGAAGAAAAUUCAACUGCCCUAUACACCACCGGCGGCACCUAAUCCAAUGGCGGCUGAAGAAAAAUUGAAAAAGCGGAAAGAAAUGGCAAGACGGUUAGUUGAAGCCAAUCAAAAACGACUAAGGGAAAAGAAAGGCGAAGAGAUAAUGACCGAAGCCACUACCGUAGCACCUUCAGCUAGCACAAGUUCAAGUCGAACUUCAAAAUAUCAACCACCAACAGAUAUUCCUUUGGAGACAUGGCUUAAUGACAUUAAGAAGAAACAUACAGAUAUUGUGGAAAAGAAAGCGAAUCGCAGCAAGCGCAGACAAGAAAUGGUCAAAAGACAUACCUUGGCAUCUCAGGAACGAAUGCGCAUAAUCUCCCUAUUGGCAUCUCACGAUAAGGGAUCGGAUGAAUUUGGCAAAGAUGACAAAGAUUGGGAUGUAUAUAAAAAAAUAAGCCAUGAGAAUGAAAGUGAUAGUGACGCCGAAAAUGAAAAAUUAAUGGAGUACGAGGGAAUAAUGAAAUAUCACCAAGCUUCUAUGGAAAAGGACAAUGACUCCAUUGAAAACACAGCGGAGUUAUAUCAGCUUCAUGUAGGUGUUGAAUCAUUAAGAGCUCCAGAACUGUUAUUUCAACCUAGUAUGAUUGGAAUGUGCGAGACUGGACUAUCAGAUCUCUUAAAGUUCGUGUUUGAUUCUAUGCCAUCAGAAGACCAACAAACGUUGGCCGACAAUGUUUUUAUUACUGGAGGCUGUUCUCAAUUACCAGGUCUUAGAGAUCGUUUGCUUAAAGAGUUGCAAGAAAUGCGGCCUUUUCAAUCCACGUUUUCAGUACGACAGGGCAAAAAUGCUACCUUAGACGCAUGGUGGGGAGGAAAGGAUUUAGUCAACUCUCCUUGUAUUGGGUCUUGUAUAACAACAAAAGACGAUUACUUGGAGAAUGGAACGGAAUAUUUUAAAGAUUAUCCCACAAGCAAUAAAUAUUUUCCCACCCCAAGAGUUACAUCUAAUAUAUAAAUAUUAAAUACUAUUAGACAUCGAAA
Molecule: messenger RNA, 1883 nt
Organism: Stomoxys calcitrans (stable fly)
Lineage: Eukaryota; Metazoa; Arthropoda; Insecta; Diptera; Muscidae
Gene: Arp5
Product: actin-related protein 5
Exons: 6
Coding region: 124-1857 (577 amino acids)
Biological process (GO): regulation of DNA-templated transcription
Cellular component (GO): cytoplasm; Ino80 complex
Source: RefSeq, a predicted model, not a curated record